GUCGGCGUCGCCAUACGUGGCUGGUCGUUCAGAUGCUUCCGGCAGCCAAUCAGAAGCGUCCAAGUCAUAGCGCCGUGUUUGUACGGAAGAGAAGAUGGCUGCUGCUCGGAACGGGAAGAGCGGACUGCUGGAGAAAUGGAGGAUCGACGAGAAGCCGGUGAAAAUUGAUAAAUGGGACGGAGCGGCGGUGAAGAACUCUCUGGAUGACGCCGCUAAGAAGGUGCUGCUGGAGAAGUUCGAGUACGUGGAGAACUUCUGCCUGGUGGAUGGCCGGCUGAUGAUCUGCACCGUGUCCUGUCUGUUCGCCAUGCUGGCCCUGGUCUGGGACUACCUGCACCCGUUCCCCGAGUCCAGACCGGUGCUCGCCUGCUGCGUCAUCUCGUACUUCAUCAUGAUGGGGAUCCUGACUCUGUACACGUCCUACAAAGAGAAGAACAUCUUCCUGGUGGCCCUGCAGAAGGACCCGGCCGGGAUGGAUCCGGACCACGUGUGGCAGCUCUCCUCCUCCCUCAAAAGGUUCGACGACCUGUACACGCUCCGAGUGUCCUUCUCCGACGGGAAGACGAAGAACUGGAGGGAGGCGGAGUUCACCAAGUCUGUGGCGGUGUUCUUCGACGACAGCGGGACGCUCGUGAUGGACCAGUUUGAGAAGAGCGUUUCCAAACUCCACGACACGCUGGCCAUGGAGAAGAAGACCAAAUAACACACACACACACACACACACACACACACACACACACACACACACACACACACACACACACACACACACACACAGCUGUGUGGUUCCUCUUUGACCACGAGGAUCCCAUCGUCUCUGGGUGGAGCAGGUCGAGGGACAGAAAGAAUCCUCUCUUUUUGUUUUUCAUUAAAUCUUGUUUUUCUUUACCAGCCGCUCCUCUGACCUCUGACCUCUUGGUCUUUUUUCACCCUCUGUGUGCUUUCAGUGUUUCUGCUGCUUUAAAUUUUCACGCAGCGUUUGUUUCCCUCGUUUGGCUGAUAAAUAUGAACACUUGUUGUCAUCAUGUUGAAACGUCUGUCAGUCAGGAGGACGCCGUCAGUAUUUCUCUUCCUGUUCUAAACAUUUCAGCUGAGUUCAUGUCUCAAACACACACACACUCAAACACACACUCAAACACACACACACUCAAACACACACACUCAAACACACACACACACUCAAACACACACACUCAAACACACACACUCAAACACUCAAACACACACACACACUCAAACACACACACACUCAAACACACACACUCAAACACACACUCAAACACACACACACACACACUCAAACACACACACACACACUCAAACACACACACACACACACACUCACACACACACACACACACACUCAAACAAACACGCACACACUCAAACACACACGCUCAAACACACACUCAAACACACACGCUCAAACACACACACGCUCAAACACACACACACACACACACACUCAAACAAACACACACACACUCAAACAAACACACACACACACACUCAAACACACACGCGCUCAAACACACACACACACACGCUCAAACACACACACACUCACACACACGCUCAAACACACACGCUCAAACACACACACACACUCAAACACACACACUCAAACACACGCUCAAACACACACACUCAAACACACACACGCUCAAACACACACGCUCAAACACACACACUCACACACACGCUCAAACACACGCUCAAACACACACACACGCUCAAACACACACACUCAAACAAACACACACACACACACACAGUUCUACUCAGAAUAAACUCACUUAAAGACCACCCAGACUCCACCAAUCACGAUCUUACAUUUGACUGCUGGGCGGAGCCAAGUCAGGCUGUCACAUGGAACAAAGAGAACUCCUCUUCCUGUGGGGGUGGAGCCUAACAUCCUGCACCCAAUGAUGUAAAGUUGUUGACAUGUUUACGAUACAAUCUGUUAUUUGAUUGGUCGAUGGCAUUUAAAAAAAACAUGACACAGGUGUGAAAAACAAUCGUCUCCUGACGCCCUGAGAUUGCAUCGUAGGUGUUCCUUUGAUUUCUCACCUGUCUGUUACCUGAGCAGCUUGUUAGCAUUGUUAGCAUGUAGCACUCCUGACUGCUCCCCACACCCCCACCCGGUGUCGGCCAUGUUGAUGCCUUACAGCAGGAAGUGACAGAAUGUGGAGCACACUUUGUUUUGAAUGUUCAUUUCCUGUCAUUAAAGAUGUUUGUUACAGA
Molecule: messenger RNA, 2244 nt
Organism: Labrus mixtus (cuckoo wrasse)
Lineage: Eukaryota; Metazoa; Chordata; Actinopteri; Labriformes; Labridae
Gene: spcs2
Product: signal peptidase complex subunit 2
Exons: 5
Coding region: 95-703 (202 amino acids)
Biological process (GO): protein targeting to ER
Cellular component (GO): membrane; signal peptidase complex
Source: RefSeq, a predicted model, not a curated record